AUGCCGUUCGGUGCAAAGGAGGUAGAGGCGUUUUUUAUGCGACACGAGUGCGGCCUGGCGGGGGCCGAACCGAACGAUCUCGUCGCCAUUGCGGACGCCAUGCGUGUUGGCCGCACCUACGACGAGGUGGCCCACUUGUUGUUGCCCGCGGAGACGGAACUGCUGCCACAGUCAUUGGGGUAUAGCAACACCGGCGGCACGAGGGCGAGGCGAAAAGGGCGGCUCGAUCUCGCGUAUCUGAAGUUCCCUUUUUCCGCAAAUGCACCCUUCCACUUGAGCGCAGAGACGCUGCUGUUUCCGAGUGACAGCUGCGAGCCGCAGAGCAUCACGGUGUAUAACAGGACAAACUCCCCCGCUACGGCGUACUGGUGCAUCCCCAGUGACUCCGCUUUCUGUGUUGUGCCAUUACACCAAGACGUGCCACCGAGUUCGUACUGCACGUUCACUUUGUCAAUGACCUCAGGGGGACUCCUCCCUCUUGACGAUCAGUUUCUUGAGUGCUACGUCAACUACAAGCAGAUGCGUUCAUUUCGGCUCGUUGAGGAUGGGGGAUUUACACCACCACACUUUUUUACGCUUCGCUGCCAGCGAGAGCUGGCAAGCCGUAAAGCCGACGAGGGCACAAUCGCACCCCUUGUGAAGGUCUGCAGUUCUGUCACGUUUCCCACAUGCCGCGCCGGUGACACCGUGCAUGCUGUCCUCAACCUGGAGAAUUGCGGUGACGUGGCGGUGAUGUUUACGGUCAGCGUACGCAUGGACACCUUUGAGCCCAAGAACGGCGCAAAGGAAAAGGAGGAUGAGGAGGAGUCGGCGCCCAGCGCGCAACUCUUUACCUGCAGCCCCACCAGCGGCCUCAUGCCGCCGCAUGGCCGGGCUCCCGUCGUGUUGUCGUUUCAGCCAUCCAGCGCCGCGCGAUUCCGCGGUAGGGCGGUGGUGCUUCUUAACAAUAGCCCAAAGGACGAGAUCACAAUUGCCCUUCGCGGAGAGAGCUUUUCGCUGGAGCUCGUCAUUGAGGACAACUCCAUGAUUGUGUUUCCACCCACGUGCGUGACGGGUGCGGCGCGACGCCAGCUGAAGAUCUUUAACCCGACGUGCAUCCCAAUUGCGUUCGAUGUGCAGCCCUCCUCAGAGCUCGCUGGUGCUGUUCAAAUUGACCCCAUCUACGGUGUCCUCGGUGCUGGUGACCGAACAGAGAUUUCUUUGCUCUUCACCCCGAGCGAGGCGGAGCUGUACGAGGGCCAUGUGAACUUCUGUAUUUACGACAAUGAAAAGGCACAGGCGGCGGCUGCACACGGUGACGUGAGUGGGGCAGAAAAGACCCGGAAAAUCGUCUCGUGCCCCUGCAUGGGUGAAGGUCGUUACGCCGUUGUUGAGGUGGAGCCAGUAACAAUGGAACAUGAGGGUCCUGCCAUGCAAAAGCAGACUUUUGAGUGGACUAUUUACAACAGCAGCGUGUGUGAGGUCUGCUACGAGGUUCGCUGGUUGUCCAAGACGGGUGCGAAAUGUUGGCAGGGUCAAGAAGCGCCACCUGUGCAGCUGAGCAAUAACAAGUCUGGCACACUGGCGGCACGUUCCCACACAGUGGUACUCGUCACUCUACGUCCCCCAGCUGGAGUCUCGGAGUACAUCUUGUAUACACUUGUAGGUGGAAGCGGGGUGUCGCUGGAGACCAUCCCGCACCCUGUGAAUCUGCACGAGGUACGGCAAUACCCACACUGUGAGGUACUGCUGAAAGGUACACGGCCGGCUGUUCAAAUUACUGAUGUACGUUCGUUACAACAGCACCGGUCUCAGUUGUGGUGCCAGAUGGCUAUUAAUAGCGUUAAUGCAGUUCUUGCCGCACCAGUGGAGGCGAUCGAUGUGGAGAGCGAUUCAUUUGCCUUUCCGCAGUACAUCAAGGGUCUAGAGCCGAUUUUCAUGGAUGUUGGUGUGGGAAGCGUUCUCCACGCAAAUAAGGAGGUGCUGAUACGUGUUGAGAAUGCUGGAUCGUGUCCAGCUUCCUUCCGCUUUUGGUACCCCACUGAGCAUGAGGGCGGUAACGAGACAUGGUUCAUUGAAGACGAGGAGCUGGAGGAUGUGCAGCGCAUUCUCGCCAACAGGCUGCUGGAAAUCUCCCCGCAGGAGUGUACCAUUCCUGUGGGCUCGCACAAACUGAUUUCCAUCACGUACCGCCACACCGUUGUUGGAACUCAUUGCCUACCGGUGUUACUCCGCCUUAACGAAGGGAAAAAGGUAUUGCUGGUGUUGGAGGGUCGCACCGUUCUGCCCGAUACCAAUGCACUGGCCUUCCACCAUCCUUCCUUGUAUAACCUUCACCCAGUGGCGCUUGGCGAUGUAGAGCCACCGCUGCAGUCCACGACGAUUGAAAAUACGGCGUCGCAGGCUGUGGAAUACAUUGUACAAGAGGACCUGUUGCAGUCAGUAGCGGAGAAAAAUUGCGGUUUUCCGGUCUUCCAGUGUCUGAACCCAACCGGCGUAAUUCCCGCCGGUGGCGCUGUGCAGCUCAACUGGUACUUCCGCCCACUGGAGGCGCGUGGGUACCGCAUCGACGUGUCAAUGCGCACAGUGAACGGUGAAGAAUACACGGUGCAAUUUGUCGGCUUUGGUUACCACCCGAAGAUGAUAACGCCAGAGGCGUCUCGUGCGGUGAUAAGUGAUGCCUUCUUGCCCAUUCCUGUCUUACCGGCGCUGCGUCUCCCCAUUGAGAGGUGCCCCGUCACGCUCUCACUGGGCGUCAUGCGUGUUGGGCCUGCGCCGUGCUUCUCGCUGCAUCGGCGUGUAUGCUACCUUGAGAACCGACACAGCUGCCACACGUACUCUUUUGCGUGGAAAACAAAGUUAGCGCCAGGGAGUUCGAAACUGCAGGUGACGCCAUCCAGUGGUGUUCUCGGACCGGGAACGCGGGUGCGCUGCCGCCUCGCGCUGUACUGUGGAAGUCUGAGUCAGGUUCUCGAGACACCUGUUUCCUGCCAUAUCCACAACGAAACAAUUGCUGCUGCUGCUGCUGCUGGUGGUGGUGGUGGUGGGCAGAACCCACCGAUUAUGGAACCCGUCUCGACGGAAGAAGAAUCAGCAGAAAGCGGAGAGGUGGAAGAGGAACUCUUGGAUGACCCACUGCUGGAUGCCAAGACCCCACCACGCAGUCGUGGCUUUGAGCGCUCCACGUGCACGAAGUUGCGACAAGCAGGGUCUAAUAAAAAGCGCCUGCCUGUAACUGUUAUACCCCCAGAGUUUCAAAGUGUUCGUGUUUUAGCAGAUGCUGCGGCUUCCCAUGCCGCAGGCUGUCAGCAGCCCCCCGCUGAAGAAGGGCCUGUUGCGCAUCACUCACUUGAGCUGCUGGUACAGGCGCGGAUCAUGCCCAUCGAGACUUAUGAGCAAAUUUAUGGCAGUCGGAACCUUCAGCAGACGUACUUCCCCACGCUCUGCCAUAAUUACGCAGAUCCCGCCGCCCUUCAUGAGGCACGAAAGCAGCGCAAGAAUGAUGUGAAGGCGCAUUCCCGCGAGGAAGCGGCGGUGGCGUUAAAAGUGCUGGACGGGCUGCUGCGGACCAUUAUUGACCGCCCCCAGGUGCGUGCUGCAUUCACGGAACACAUCCAAGAGGAAGUGCCAUACUACCGAGAGAUUGUAGCCGCCAGCGUUGACGCCUCUGCAGGCCCUGGGGCUGAGAAGCCGCUCCGCAGUUCUGCCACGAAGCGCGGCACUCCGCAACGUCCCCUGCCCGAAGAACCGGCGGCAAAAACAAAACCGCAAACGCCGCCGUUGUUGUCGCUAGCGCCUGCAGCUCGGGAUUCAGUUUCGAGGCCGACGAUGCGACAUGGCGGCGCCAUGCUUAACAUGGUGGAGGAGCUGCUCGCCGAUGUAGCCCUUCACAUCGUUGACACCGUCUCGGGGGAUAUGCAGUCCUCUUCCAGUACAGGCAUCACGGGGACGAAAAACUAG
Messenger RNA from Trypanosoma grayi, 3939 nucleotides. RefSeq lists its product as hypothetical. The transcript has a single exon. The record is from RefSeq and is a predicted model, not a curated record. Lineage: Eukaryota; Euglenozoa; Kinetoplastea; Trypanosomatida; Trypanosomatidae. The coding region runs from base 1 to 3939 and encodes 1312 amino acids.